Thrips palmi is the source of this 3945-nucleotide messenger RNA. RefSeq names its product cell division cycle and apoptosis regulator protein 1-like. The record is from RefSeq and is a predicted model, not a curated record. NCBI's taxonomy places the organism in Eukaryota, Metazoa, Arthropoda, Insecta, Thysanoptera, Thripidae. Gene Ontology annotation, biological process: regulation of DNA-templated transcription. Gene Ontology annotation, cellular component: nucleus. The transcript has 21 exons. Bases 150 to 3533 code for a protein of 1127 amino acids.
GUUUUGGAGAGUGUUGGCUGGCAUUGUGGAUCAGGCCGGCAGUGAGUCGACGAACAGAAACAGAUCAAAGUGAUAUCAACAUAUUUGUUUGUUGUGUUAAAUAAGUGUGUUUGCGCUUCAUUUUAGUGAAUGAAUAAUAUCUCAUCAAAAUGUCUCAGUACGGUUCUGCAUCGAAGAACCCACCCUGGGCUCGCAGCACAGAUGUUAGCAAUGUAUCGGUUCAACAGCAGAUACAGUCUCAGAUGAUUAACCAACUUGGACAACAAGUCAUGUACCAACAACAAUCACCAGUUUUCCAGCCACCAAUCAGUCUGCAGCAGGUUCCUAACAACAAUAUGAUGCCUCUGAAUCAAUCUUCAGUUGGCUUACCUGGCUUAAAUACUGCUCAGUUGUAUGGCCAGUCAAAUACGGUGAGCUAUCCAGUUCCUCGAGCAUUAAACUCAUCAGCAUUUGGAACACCUCCAGUCACUCAACAAAUGCCCCCAAGUCAACAGCCACCCACCACACAGCCUCCAAAGCAAAGGGUCUUCACAGGAACUGUUACCAAAGUCCACGAUAACUUUGGCUUUGUGGAUGAAGAUGUCUUCUUUCAAAUGAGCUGUUGUGUGAAGGGCUCAAACCCUAAUAUUGGUGACAGAGUCCUGGUGGAAGCAUCCUUCAAUCCAAACAUGCCGUUCAAGUGGAACGCUACCAGACUGCAGGUCUUACCAAUGCAAGGUCAAGGGCAGAGUGCUCAGGGCCCUCCAGCACGCAAAGGCUUUUCUGAUGCCCCCAGCUACAAUGCAGUUCCCGCCCCUGUUGAACGUAAUAAUGAUGUUGGGCAUGGUAAUUUUGCCCGAUCGCGCUCCCCGCGACGUGACCGCGCGCGAAGGGAUACUGACACCAGAGAUGUUGACGAUGAUCGCAAGAGAAGACGAGACUCAAAUGACAGGUCAAAGGACAGAGAUCGGGAAAGGGAACGUGACCGAGACAGGGAACGUGAAAGAGAGCGAGAGAGGGACAAAGAUAAAGAGAAGGGCUCUACAAGGAGUCCAUCUGUUCGCAAAAGGAGCAAAAGUCCAAGAAAACGCAGAGUGCGCCCUGCUCCUCGCUAUAUGGUUCAUGUUCCUAAAAUUGCACUAGAUGUCCCAGAUGCUGAUGUUCUUGAGCUGCGUCGGCGGUACAGCAACAUGUAUGUUCCCUCUGACUUUUUCCUUUCGAACUUCCGCUGGGUGGAUGCCUUCCCCCCCAACACUCCCUUCACAAUGGACAGGCCUUGCUCCUUCCAUGUUAUGCAUCGUGAUACGGAUCAGGUCAUUGAAAAUACUGCUCAGCUGGAUCCCCCUGAUGCAGAUUACCUUUUUUCAGCAAAGGUUAUGCUCAUGAGCAUGCCACAAAUGGGAGAGUUCCUUAAAAAGUGUUGUCAAAUGAGUGAAGAUAUUGACCCAGAAUCAGACGGAGAGGGCCGUGACUUUGUCCAUCCCACUAGACUUGUUAACUUUUUGGUAGGUCUCCGUGGUAAAAACGAAACCAUGGCCAUUGGUGGACCAUGGAGCCCAUCUCUAGAUGGUCCUAAUCCUGAGAAGGACCCCAAAGUCUUGAUUCGAACAGCAAUAAGGAACUGCCAGGCCCUGACUGGUAUUGAUCUGUCCACAUGUACACAAUGGUACCGCUUCCUGGAGAUUUACUACCGCCGGAGCGAGACUACUCACAAAGGCAAGCUGCUGCCGGCGCGGGUUGAGACAGUGGUACUCUUUCUGCCAGAUGUUUGGAGCUGUGUACCAACCAGGCUGGAGUGGGACGGGCUUCAUCUCAACUACAAGCGGCAGCUGGAUCGCAAGCUCAAGGCGCUCUUGCAGAUCGACUGCGAUGAGGAUGCAGCCACCGUUGACGAAAAGGAUGGUGAUGAAACCACUGUCAUGAGGAGGGAGCCUACUCCUUGGAAUCGACUAGACGCUAAGUCUUUGAAGGUUUCAGAAUUACGAGAAGAAUUAGAAGCUCGCAGUAUGAGCCCUAAGGGUCUCAAGAACCAACUGCUUGCUCGCCUUCAAAAGGCCUUGAAAUCUGAGCAAGACAUUGAAGAGAAAGGAGGACAUGAAGAAGUAGUUCCAGAAGUUCCAAAGGAAGUGGAAAAAGUUGGAGAGAAAGUUGAGGAGGACGAAAACAAGAAGAAAGAGGAUGAAGAAAAGAGAAAGCUUGCAGAAAAAGAAAAGGUGGUUUUAGAGAAAAGAUAUGAAAUGCCAGAUAAUCCACAUGUGAUUGUUCACCCAAACCGCAUUGCAAAGUCAGGAAAAUUUGAUUGCGUCACUAUGUCUCUUUCCUUGCUUUUGGAUUAUCGCCAAGAUGAUACAAAGGAACAUUCAUUUGAAGUUUCUCUCUUUGCGGAGCUGUUUAAUGAGAUGCUGAUGAGAGAUUUUGGCUUCCGCAUCUAUCGCUCAUUGUAUGAAGCUGCAGAAAAAGUGAGGGAAGAAGAGAAAGAAAAGGAGCGUAAGAAAAAGGAAGAGAAAGAAAAGAAAGAAAAGGAAGAAAAAGAGAAGAGUGUGAAAGAUUCCAAAGAGCCUUCAGAGGAAAAGGAAGAGUCCGAAAAGGAUACAGAUUUAGAAAAAAUGGAAGAUGACACCAGUGAACAAGAUGCGUCUCAGGAUGGAGAUAAAAGAAGUAGAGAUGAGAAGGAGAAAGAUGAGAAGGAGGACAAGGACAAGAAAGACAAAGACCGUGAAAGCAAAGACCGUGAAAGCAAAGAUAGAGACAAAAAGAAGAAGGAAAAAAUGAUGACAAUCAAUCCACAGCUGCUUCUAGCAUUUGUGUACUUUGAUCAAUCACACUGUGGGUACAUCUUGGACAAAGAUGUUGAGGAGCUUAUGUAUGCUUUAGGUUUAAACCUUUCUCGAGCACAGGUUCGACGACUGGUUCAAGCUGUCCUGAGCAAAGACUCACGUGAUUCUCGUGAGAAUAGGGAAGCCCUGUUUUAUCGUCGUUUGACUGACAAACCUAAGCCAGAAGAAAAUGGAACAUCAGAAAAUCCUGCAGAUGAUGAGAUUAUUGAUACUAAUACUAAUCUAGAUGCUAAUCUAGAAAUUUCCCUGGUUGGCAACCGAAGUCUUCUGCCUGUAUUUAUCAAUGAUGAUAGUGGAUCUCCUCCUUCCAAGCGGGCUAGAUUAGACAAAAGUGAGGAGUCGUCAAAUGCUCCAGAGGGACUUGUUAUGUUUAGGGGUGGCCUGUUGGAUGUUGAAAAACUGACAGAGCAGCUUAAGCGGUCUGAAAAAGCUCGCGCAGAUACUGAAAAUAUGCUAAUAUCUUUAAGAGAAGAAUUAGGUUCCACCAAAAAAUCAGCUGAUUUAUCUUCUAACAAUGUUAAAGAGCUCACCAUCAAAGUAGAGCAGCUUAAAAAUCAACUUGCCUCCACUACUGAAAGCCUGAAUAGUGUCCAGGUGAAAUCUGAGGUUUAUGUGAAAACCCUGAAAGAUAUGUAUGUAAAUAUUGAAAAAGUUCUACCCCCUGUAUCACAGAAGAAUGAAGUGCCAGUCUCAAUUAAAGAAGAGGUAACUGAAUGAUAGUGUGUGCGGCUAUUUUGAUGUGUUUCAGGUAUGUUGUUAAGGAAUGUAAAUCGUUCAAGUUAUGUUAAUGGGUGGGGCUGAUCUGUCAUAGGAUUUGAGCAAUAAAUGAACUCUUGUAAGAGGUGCGCACUUUGUUGUUAAAUUAGAGAGUUUAAUCAAGUCCCAAAAUUGAGUUGGGAUCAAGCAAGAAAUCAAGUUUAUGUAGUCUUUGCUAUGAUAUAAAAUGAUUUGUGUGGACCAUGGUCUAUUUUAGCUGUGCAGAUGUAGAAGUAUUUGAUUUACUGUUAACAGUCUAAGACUGCCUUUCAAAGGUGGAAAAGGAAUUUUUUGAGGAUUGUUCCUUUCUCUUUGUGUCACUUAAUGCUUUUACUGAUUGACAAUAAUACAAAGUUGUUGCUGGUGCCUCUUU